AUGCGUGCAGAUUUGAUCCUUUCACAGGAAGCAUAUGAAGAUUGCCGUGUUUUACCAAAAACACAACGUGCUGCGGCUGGUCAAGAAGGCUCGAUAGAAAACAGGCACAUCAGUGGAAAAACUGCUAAUUUGAUAUGUCCACCUAAUGUUGUCUCUUGCUUGACGAAUGCAAUUGUUGAUGGAAAUAUCAUUCAUGAAGAAGCAGUAAAAAGUAGGGGAAAUGGCGAACAGAACUUCACAAUUCCAGACGCGAUCCACGCAUAUGUUGUCGGAUUUUUUGAUCAUGUUCAGGAAAUUGACUUCUGCUCUGUGCCAGGACCACUGAAUACCGAAUUGCCAUUUUAUAUAUGGUCUGUUAUUAAGAGGUAAUU
Molecule: messenger RNA, 371 nt
Organism: Strongylus vulgaris
Lineage: Eukaryota; Metazoa; Nematoda; Chromadorea; Rhabditida; Strongylidae
Source: the annotation of a GenBank genome assembly